Molecule: messenger RNA, 899 nt
Organism: Cryptotermes secundus
Lineage: Eukaryota; Metazoa; Arthropoda; Insecta; Blattodea; Kalotermitidae
Product: cuticle protein 21
Exons: 2
Coding region: 20-862 (280 amino acids)
Cellular component (GO): extracellular matrix
Source: RefSeq, a predicted model, not a curated record
CUCACACUGUACCGGCAACAUGGCAUACUCGCUCAUCGUCCUUGCUGCCGUAGUGACCGUCGCUAGGGGCGGAAUCGUGGGCGCCCCCGCUCUUUUGGCCCCUGGAGUCCCCUUCGCUGGAGCACUUGCCAGCCCUGCAGUCGCCAGGGUCGCCGCUCCCCUUGCCUACGCCGCUCCAGCGGUCGCAAAGGUAGCCGCCCCCGUGGCUGUCGACACCGACUACGACCCCAACCCCCAGUACAGCUACGCUUACGACAUCCAGGACGCUCUGACCGGAGACUCCAAGGGACAGCAGGAGACCCGCAACGGAGACGUCGUCCAGGGCAGCUACAACCUGGUGGAGCCUGACGGCACCCGUCGUAUCGUCGAGUACACCGCUGACCCCGUCAACGGAUUCAACGCCGUCGUGCACCGUGAACCCGCCGUGGUCGCAGCCCCUGUCGCAAAGGUCGCCGCCCCAUUGGCGCGAGUUGCAGCUCCGUUGAGUGUUGCUGCACCCAUCGCUCGUUACGCAGCUGCCGCCCCAGCUUUGAGCUACGCCGCCCCCAUCGCCAGGGCUGCCAUUGCCGCACCCGCUAUCAGCUACGCCGCCCCCAUCGCCAGGGCUGCCAUUGCCGCACCCGCUCUCAGCUACGCCGCCCCAAUCGCUAGGGCUGCAUUUGCUGCCCCCGCUCUCAGCUACGCCGCGCCCAUCCCUAGGGCUGCAAUUGCGGCCCCCGCUCUUAGUUACGCCGCCCCCAUCGCUGCCGCUCCAAUUGCUAAGGCUGCAAUUGCCGCCCCCUCUCUGAGUUACGCUGCGGGCUACAUCGGCAAUGCUGUGCACACCACAUACAGCGGGCCUUACGCUAGCUACGCUUACUAGAAGAGCGUGCUUCUGUAAUGAAAUGCCGUGCACACCA